AUGGGUGGUUGUGUGUCAGUCCCUUCAAAAGCAAUGAAAGCACCAAAGAAGCUUCAUAGAAGAAUAAUUAGACGACGUAGUCGAAAGAUUUCAAAUUCAGUUUCUAAUGAAAUGAAGAAGAUGCAUAACAACGCAGGAGUAAAAGUAACAGAUUAUUCUGUCAGUGAAUUUGUUCAUAUGGAUUUCGAAAACGGCGCAACGACAAAAUGUAGACGAUCUGAAGUUUCUAAUUCUGCAUACCAUCUUACUCAACUUGAAUGGCAUCAUAGUCAAUAUGAUGCUGAUGCAAACUUAGUUUGCCAAGAAGAGAAUUACUUCGAUUCCGUGAGUAUUCUAGACUCUGAUUCCGAUGACGAGUUCAAUAGUGUUUAUGGAGAUGGUUUUGCAUCGGUUGGAGGCUCGGUUGCAAGCAUACCGUGUAGCCAAGUCCUUCAAUACGAAGAAAGAUCGAGGUGUGUUCGAGAAAAUAACUGUCAAUAUGAAGAGUAUCAUGAGAGUUAUGUUAAGGUUGAUGGAGGGAAUAAUGCGGAUAAGUUAAAAGGACGAGACGAAAAUGGUUUUGGCGUAAUGAAUACGCGUAGUUGUGGACUUUCGCGACUAGGAAAAAAUCAAGAAAGCUUUAAGAGUUUAAAAGAAGUUAAAAUUGAAGAGAAUGGUCAAGAGAAUGCAAAGAGAUUAAGCUUGCAUCGGUUAGCGCCGGCCGCUAGUUUUAAUAGUCGGCCGGGGAAAAAGUUAUCGACAAUUUUCAAGCUUUCGUUCAAGAGAAAAUCUUGUGAUGCAGAAGAAGCGCCCGAACUUGGUCAAUCAAAAAGAUGUUUGAUUCGUCCACGAGCGGGACUUAUAAUUCCGUGUCAGAACGGAGAGAAAUUGUCUAUCGGAUGUUGGUCUGAAAUUCCACCUUCAACGUUUCAACUCCGAGGCGAAAACUUUUUCAAAGACAAAAAAAAGACGCCUGCGCCGAAUAAUACUCCAUACAUUCCAAUUGGUGUUGAUCUAUUUGUUUGUCCGAAAAAGAUACAUCAUAUUGCUAAACACAUUGAGCUUCCAAAUGUGAAAACCAAUGGAAAAAUCCCCCAACUUCUUAUUGUAAAUAUUCAGCUGCCUACAUAUCCGGCUGCAAUGUUCUUAGGCGAUAGCGACGGAGAAGGGCUAAGUCUUGUACUGUAUUUUAAGGUUUCUGAAACUCUUGAUGAACACAUUUCUACCCAAUUUCAAGAAAACAUAAUGAAACUCAUUGAUGAUGAGAUGGAGAAGGUAAAAGGUUUUGCAAAAGAUUCUAAUGUGCCUUUUAGAGAAAGGCUUAAGAUUAUGGUAGGACUUGCAAAUCCUGAAGAUAUGCACUUGAGUUCGACCGAAAAGAAGCUAGUUCAAGCUUAUAAUAAAAAACCAGUACUCUCAAGACCACAACAUAACUUUUACAGGGGUCCUAACUACUUGGAGAUUGAUCUCGACAUUCAUCGGUUUAGCUUCAUAUCGAGAAAAGGACUCGAUGCGUUUCGAGAUCGUCUAAAAGAUGGCAUUCUUGAUCUUGGUCUAACCAUUCAGGCACAAAAACAAGAAGAGCUUCCAGAGAAAGUACUAUGCUGCAUUAGAUUGAACAAAGUUGAUCUUGGUAACAAUGGCCAAAUACCAAAGCUAAUGACCCUUGAUGGUGAGUGUUAA
Vicia faba (fava bean) is the source of this 1662-nucleotide messenger RNA. Lineage: Eukaryota; Viridiplantae; Streptophyta; Magnoliopsida; Fabales; Fabaceae. The record is from the annotation of a GenBank genome assembly.